Tilletiopsis washingtonensis is the source of this 1383-nucleotide messenger RNA. RefSeq lists its product as hypothetical. The coding region runs from base 1 to 1383 and encodes 460 amino acids. The transcript has a single exon. The record is from RefSeq and is a predicted model, not a curated record. NCBI's taxonomy places the organism in Eukaryota, Fungi, Basidiomycota, Exobasidiomycetes, Entylomatales.
AUGGGUCUCUCGCUCGCCUCUACCUCGCGCGAUGCUGUGCGCACCGAGACGCUGCGAACGAUGCAGCAAGUGGCGCAUCUACGCGUCGAGCUGCCUCCUACUACCCCUCGCAAGAAGAAGCAUCGCUCCUCGCCUCCUGCGACUGUCGAGCUGCCGCAACUCGAGGCGCAGCACUACGACACGCCCGCUGCCGUGCGUCUCUUUGCGCACCUCUGGCCUCGUUCUCGUGCGCCCACGUUGCGCGCAUGGGGCAGCUACCUGGCCCUCGAGAUCCGACUUGCCGCGCAGCGUCGGCGCAUCCGAGCUGCGUAUCCACUCGAGGCAUCACGCGCCGGCUGGGACUCCUGGGCGCCCGUGCGCGCUGCUUUGGCGCGCAUCGCAGAUGCAGAUGCAUUGCACGUCUCGCACGUCAAUGCCGCCAUGUACGGUGCCAUGCGCUGGCGGCCUUCGGACGGCCUCGAGGAGGACUGGCCGAGCUGGAACGACGUGCAGACGACAUAUACGGCGCUACGGUCCAAUCUCCUACAAGCCGAGAUGCGGCGCGCCAUGUUCGGGCUACCCGCGCCUCUGCGACCUCAACAGUCCGCGCCCGACGAGUCGAAUGCGCAGCUGCUGCCGAGCGCACUGCGCCCGAUGCCGGCGCACGUCAUGCCGACGCACACGACUUACACGCUGCUCUUGACGCUCGCGACGCGGCAGGGCGACUUUGCGGGCAUGCUCGAUGUGCUGCACGACUUGACGAGCACGGAGCUGGACGCUGCUGAGCGGGCACAGCGCUGGCAGAUGGCAGAACUGCGCGGACAAGACGCCAUGGCGCGCGAAGCAGCUCGUCUGGAACAGGAGGAAGAGGAGGGAGAAAGGGAGAAGAUGCAGCCUUCGCUCGCCGACUUUGACGCCAUCUUCCGCGGCUUUGCCAAGCAUGCCUUGCCUUCACGCUUCGACGUCGAGACCUCCAGCUGGGUGCCCAACGAGGAAGCAGCGGCGGCAGCGGCACCUCAUCAACAGGCGUGGACGAUGUCUGCCUUCCUCGAGCUCCUCGAUCUCUUCCUCGACUGCUCGCCUCGUGCCGCGUAUGCGGCGAACGAGCGAGCAGAAGCAGGCGCCAGUCAUGCGCCCUCCGCUCCUCUCUGGCGCGCGCACGCAGAGCGCCACCGAGUGCAUCGCAGCAGCAGCACAACUGCAGCGGCCCCGCCGCCAAAGGCCCUCUUCUUCCUCCUCACCGCCAUGCGCCGCGUCUCGGGCGACGACGCCAAGUGGGUGCUGCAGCAGUGGCAGGACGUCGAGGACAAGUUCACCGCGCACGACGAGGGAUGGCGCGCUUGGCGGCCGAACAUCUACACGCGCAAUGCCCUCGAGCUGCUCCAGCGCCGAGCUGAAGCGUGA